CUAAGUUAACGUUGUCUGUUCUGUUGUCUAGCGGGACUGAACCCGAACAGACAUGGCAGAGCUAACUCAUAUGAUAGACAGCGAGGUGUUCCUGGCCUUCUCUACCUACGCCACUAUCGUCGUCCUCAAGAUGAUGCUGAUGUCUCCUAUGACUGGAUACUUCCGCCUCACGAGAAAGGCAUUUGCUAACCAGGAGGACACCAGUCUGGCCUCCUCUACAGAGGACAAGAAGAAGAUGGUCAGGGUGGAUCCUGAUGUGGAGAGAGUACGAAGAUGCCACCAGAACGACCUGGAGAACAUCAUUCCGUUCGUAGUGAUUGGUCUGCUGUAUACCCUGACGGGGCCAGACCUCUCCACUGCUCUGCUCCACUUCCGGGUGUUUGUUGUUUCCAGGCUCUUCCACACGGUGGCCUACGUCCUCCCCCUGCGCCAGCCCAGCAGAGCUGUGGCCUUCCUCACCGGCCUGGUCACCACCAGCUCUAUGGCCUAUAGGGUUCUGAUUACAGCGCUUUAUCUGUAGAGGCCUGAGGGACACACACACACACACACACACACACACACACACACACACACACACACACACACACACACACACACACACACACACACACACACACACACACACACACACACACACACACACACACACACACACCAGUACAAGGGCCCUGUCUUUGAGGGUCUCCAUUGAAUGUCCUUGAGGAUACAUCUACGUUUAUCAUUUGAAAGUAUGAUGGAAUACCAAAGCUGUUCCUUCUGUGUCUCUGAUAGGAUUAUAACAUGCUGUUACUGCAGUACAUAUCAGAAUGUCCCUUCUGUGUCUCUGAUAGGAUUAUAACAUGCUGUUACUACAGUACAUAUCAGAAUGUCCCUUCUGUGUCUCUGAUAGGAUUAUAACAUGCUGUUACUACAGUACAUAUCAGAAUGUCCCUUCUGUGUCUCUGAUAGGAUUAUAACAUGCUGUUACUACAGUACAUAUCAGAAUGUCCCUUCUGUGUCUCUGAUAGGAUUAUAACACGCUGUUACUGCAGUACAUAUCAGAAUGUCCCUUCUGUGUCUCUGAUAGGAUUAUAACACCACAGUACAUAUCAGAAUGUCCCUUCUGUGUCUCUGAUAGGAUUAUAACAAGCUGUUACUGCAGUACAUAUCAGAAUGUCCCUUCUGUGUCUCUGAUAGGAUUAUAACAUGCUGUUACUGCAGUACAUAUCAGAAUGUCCCUUCUGUGUCUCUGAUAGGAUUAUAACACUACAGUACAUAUCAGAAUGUCCCUUCUGUGUCUCUGAUAGGAUUAUAACAUGCUGUUACUGCAGUACAUAUCAGAAUGUCCCUUCUGUGUCUCUGAUAGGAUUAUAACAAGCUGUUACUGCAGUACAUAUCAGAAUGUCCCUUCUGUGUCUCUGAUAGGAUUAUAACAUGCUGUUACUGCAGUACAUAUCAGAAUGUCCCUUCUGUGUCUCUGAUAGGAUUAUAACACUACAGUACAUAUCAGAAUGUCCCUUCUGUGUCUCUGAUAGGAUUAUAACAAGCUGUUACUGCAGUACAUAUCAGAAUGUCCCUUCUGUGUCUCUGAUAGGAUUAUAACAUGCUGUUACUGCAGUACAUAUCAGAAUGUCCCUUCUGUGUCUCUGAUAGGAUUAUAACAUGCUGUUACUGCAGUACAUAUCAGAAUGUCCCUUCUGUGUCUCUGAUAGGAUUAUAACAUGCUGUUACUGCAGUACAUAUCAGAAUGUCCCUUCUGUGUCUCUGAUAGGAUUAUAACACCACAGUCCAUAUCAGAAUGCCCCUUCUGUGUCUCUGAUAGGAUUAUAACACGCUGUUACUACAGUACAUAUCAGAAUGUCCCUUCUGUGUCUCUGAUAGGAUUAUAACAUGCUGUUACUGCAGUACAUAUCAGAAUGUCCCUUCUGUGUCUCUGAUAGGAUUAUAACAUGCUGUUACUGCAGUACAUAUCAGAAUGUCCCUUCUGUGUCUCUGAUAGGAUUAUAACACUGCAGUACAUAUCAGAAUGUCCCUUCUGUGUCCCUGAUAGGAUUAUAACAUGCUGUUACUGCAGUACAUAUCAGAAUGUCCCUUCUGUGUCUCUGAUAGGAUUAUAACAUACUGUUACUGCAGUACAUAUCAGAAUGUCCCUUCUGUGUCUCUGAUAGGAUUAUAACACUGCAGUACAUAUCAGAAUGUCCCUUCUGUGUCUCUGAUAGGAUUAUAACAUGCUGUUACUGCAGUACAUAUCAGAAUGUCCCUUCUGUGUCUCUGACAGAAUUAUAACACUGCAGUACAUAUCUGAAUGUCCCUUCUGUGUCUCUGAUAAGAUUAUAACAUGCUGUUACUGCAGUACAUAUCAGAAUGUCCCUUCUGUGUCUCUGACAGAAUUAUAACACUGCAGUACAUAUCAGAAUGUCCCUUCUGUGUCUCUGAUAGGAUUAUAACAUGCUGUUACUGCAGUACAUAUCAGAAUGUCCCUUCUGUGUCUCUAAUAGGAUUAUAACAUGCUGUUACUGCAGUACAUAUCAGAAUGUCCCUUCUGUGUCUCUGAUAGGAUUAUAACACGCUGUUACUGCAGUACAUAUCAGAAUGUCCCUUCUGUGUCUCUGAUAGGAUUAUAACAUGCUGUUACUGCAGUACAUAUCAGAAUGUCCCUUCUGUGUCUCUGAUAGGAUUAUACCACUGCAGUACAUAUCAGAAUGUCCCUUCUGUGUCUCUGAUAGGAUUAUAACACUGCAGUACAUAUCAGAAUGUCCCUUCUGUGUCUCUGAUAGGAUUAUAACAUGCUGUUACUGCAGUACAUAUCAGAAUGUCCCUUCUGUGUCUCUGAUAGGAUUAUAACAAGCUGUUACUGCAGUAUAUAUCAGAAUGUCCCUUCUGUGUCUCUGAUAGGAUUAUAACAUGCUGUUACUGCAGUACAUAUCAGAAUGUCCCUUCUGUGUCUCUGAUAGGAUUAUAACAUGCUGUUACUGCAGUACAUGUCAGAAUGUCCCUUCUGUGUCUCUGAUAGGAUUAUAACACUGCAGUACAUAUCAGAAUGUCCCUUCUGUGUCUCUGAUAGGAUUAUAACAUGCUGUUACUGCAGUACAUAUCAGAAUGUCCCUUCUGUGUCUCUGAUAGGAUUAUAACAUGCUGUUACUGCAGUACAUGUCAGAAUGUCCCUUCUGUGUCUCUGAUAGGAUUAUAACACUGCAGUACAUAUCAGAAUGUCCCUUCUGUGUCUCUGAUAGGAUUAUAACAAGCUGUUACUGCAGUACAUAUCAGAAUGUCCCUUCUGUGUCUCUGAUAGGAUUAUAACAUGCUGUUACUGCAGUACAUAUCAGAAUGUCCCUUCUGUGUCUCUGAUAGGAUUAUAACAUGCUGUUACUGCAGUACAUAUCAGAAUGUCCCUUCUGUGUCUCUGAUAGUAUUAUAACAUGCUGUUACUGCAGUAUGUAUCAGAAUGUCCCUUCUGUGUCUCUGAUAGUAUUAUAACACUGCAGUACAUAUCAGAAUGUCCCUUCUGUGUCUCUGAUAGGAUUAUAACAUGCUGUUACUGCAGUACAUAUCAGAAUGUCCCUUCUGUGUCUCUGAUAGGAUUAUAACAUGCUGUUACUGCAGUACAUAUCUGAAUGUCCCUUCUGUGUCUCUGAUAGGAUUAUAACAUGCUGUUACUGCAGUACAUAUCAGAAUGUCCCUUCUGUGUCUCUGAUAGGAUUAUAACAUGCUGUUACUGCAGUACAUAUCAGAAUGUCCCUUCUGUGUCUCUGAUAGGAUUAUAACAUGCUGUUACUGCAGUACAUAUCAGCAUGUCCCUUCUGUGUCUCUGAUAGGAUUAUAACACCACAGUACAUAUCAGAAUGUCCCUUCUGUGUCUCUGAUAGGAUUAUAACAUGCUGUUACUGCAGUACAUAUCAGAAUGUCCCUUCUGUGUCUCUGAUAGGAUUAUAACAUGCUGUUACUGCAGUACAUAUCAGAAUGUCCCUUCUGUGUCUCUGAUAGGAUUAUAACAUGCUGUUACUGCAGUACAUAUCAGAAUGUCCCUUCUGUGUCUCUGAUAUGAUUAUAACAUGCUGUUACUACAGUACAUAUCAGAAUGUCCCUUCUGUGUCUCUGAUAGGAUUAUAACACUACAGUACAUAUCAGCAUGUCCCUUCUGUGUCUCUGAUAGGAUUAUAACAUGCUGUUACUGCAGUACAUAUCAGCAUGUCCCUUCUGUGUCUCUGAUAGGAUUAUAACAUGCUGUUACUGCAGUACAUAUCAGAAUGUCCCUUCUGUGUCUCUGAUAGGAUUAUAACAUGCUGUUACUGCAGUACAUAUCAGAAUGUCCCUUCUGUGUCUCUGAUAGGAUUAUAACAUGCUGUUACUACAGUACAUAUCAGAAUGUCCCUUCUGUGUCUCUGAUAGGAUUAUAACAUGCUGUUACUGCAGUACAUAUCAGAAUGUCCCUUCUGUGUCUCUGAUAGGAUUAUAACAUGCUGUUACUGCAGUACAUAUCAGAAUGUCCCUUCUGUGUCUCUGAUAGGAUUAUAACAUGCUGUUACUGCAGUACAUAUCAGAAUGUCCCUUCUGUGUCUCUGAUAGGAUUAUAACAUGAUGUUACUGCAGUACAUAUCAGAAUGUUCCUUCUGUGUCUCUGAUAGGAUUAUAACACUGCAGUACAUAUCAGAAUGUCCCUUCUGUGUCUCUGAUAGGAUUAUAACAUGCUGUUACUGCAGUACAUAUCAGAAUGUCCCUUCUGUGUCUCUGAUAGGAUUAUAAUACUGCAGUACAUAUCAGAAUGUCCCUUCUGUGUCUCUGAUAGGAUUAUAACACCACAGUCCAUAUCAGAAUGUCCCUUCUGUGUCUCUGAUAGGAUUAUAACAUGCUGUUACUGCAGUACAUAUCAGAAUGUCCCUUCUGUGUCUCUAAUAGGAUUAUAACAUGCUGUUACUGCAGUACAUAUCAGAAUGUCCCUUCUGUGUCUCUGAUAGGAUUAUAACACGCUGUUACUGCAGUACAUAUCAGAAUGUCCCUUCUGUGUCUCUGAUAGGAUUAUAACAUGCUGUUACUGCAGUACAUAUCAGAAUGUCCCUUCUGUGUCUCUGAUAGGAUUAUACCACUGCAGUACAUAUCAGAAUGUCCCUUCUGUGUCUCUGAUAGGAUUAUAACACUGCAGUACAUAUCAGAAUGUCCCUUCUGUGUCUCUGAUAGGAUUAUAACAUGCUGUUACUGCAGUACAUAUCAGAAUGUCCCUUCUGUGUCUCUGAUAGGAUUAUAACAAGCUGUUACUGCAGUAUAUAUCAGAAUGUCCCUUCUGUGUCUCUGAUAGGAUUAUAACAUGCUGUUACUGCAGUACAUAUCAGAAUGUCCCUUCUGUGUCUCUGAUAGGAUUAUAACAUGCUGUUACUGCAGUACAUGUCAGAAUGUCCCUUCUGUGUCUCUGAUAGGAUUAUAACACUGCAGUACAUAUCAGAAUGUCCCUUCUGUGUCUCUGAUAGGAUUAUAACAUGCUGUUACUGCAGUACAUAUCAGAAUGUCCCUUCUGUGUCUCUGAUAGGAUUAUAACAUGCUGUUACUGCAGUACAUGUCAGAAUGUCCCUUCUGUGUCUCUGAUAGGAUUAUAACACUGCAGUACAUAUCAGAAUGUCCCUUCUGUGUCUCUGAUAGGAUUAUAACAAGCUGUUACUGCAGUACA
Molecule: messenger RNA, 5638 nt
Organism: Salvelinus fontinalis (brook trout)
Lineage: Eukaryota; Metazoa; Chordata; Actinopteri; Salmoniformes; Salmonidae
Product: microsomal glutathione S-transferase 1-like
Exons: 3
Coding region: 53-520 (155 amino acids)
Cellular component (GO): mitochondrion; membrane
Molecular function (GO): glutathione transferase activity
Source: RefSeq, a predicted model, not a curated record